Pollicipes pollicipes is the source of this 2064-nucleotide messenger RNA. RefSeq names its product very-long-chain 3-oxoacyl-CoA reductase-B. The transcript is spliced from 8 exons. Gene Ontology annotation, cellular component: endoplasmic reticulum. Lineage: Eukaryota; Metazoa; Arthropoda; Thecostraca; Pollicipedomorpha; Pollicipedidae. The record is from RefSeq and is a predicted model, not a curated record. The coding region runs from base 143 to 1087 and encodes 314 amino acids. Gene Ontology annotation, molecular function: oxidoreductase activity.
CCAGCUAUCCAAGACCGGCUAUCGCGCGGCGCCGCCAGGGAGUUGCGGUGUCGAGUGUUACGGAACCAGUACCUGGCUGUGUCGCCGACCUGUUUUGUGCGGAGCGAAGGCCAUAGAGCAGGGACAAUUAAGAUAUCACAAAAUGGGUUUCAUCGAUAUGCUGGGAUAUGCAACUGCCAUCUAUCUGGCGAUAAGACUGGGUCUGACGCUAUUCAGAUUUGUCUACACCAGCUUCUUGGGAGAUAUGCUUGGCCAUACUCCUGACUACAAGAAGCUCGGAGACUGGGCAGUCAUCACUGGUGCUACCGAUGGGAUUGGAAAGGCUUACGCCUUUGAGUUCGCGCGCCGCGGCCUGAACGUGCUCCUCAUCAGCCGUACGAUGGCCAAGCUGGAGCAGACGGCGAAGGAAAUCGAGGCCAAGCACGGCGUGCAGACCCGCGCGGUGUCGAUGGACUUUACUCGCGACCUGUCGGCCUACGAGCCGAUCCGCACCGCGCUGGGGAGCCUGGACGUGGCCGUGCUGGUCAACAACGUGGGCAUGAACUACGAGCACCCCGAGUUCUUCGUAGAGAUUCCCGACGACAGGUUCACGCAGGACAUCUUGAACUGUAACGCGCUCUCAAUGACGGCCAUGACACGCCUGGUGCUGCCUCACAUGCUGGCCAAGAAGAAGGGUGUCAUCAUCAACCUGUCGUCGUUCUCUGCCGUUAUGCCGACUGCGCUGCUCACCCAGUACUCGGCCACCAAGGCGUACGUGAGCCAGCUCUCGUCGGGUCUGCAGACGGAGGUGCGUGAACACGGUGUGAUCGUGCAGAGCACCACGCCCGCCUUCAUCUGCUCCAAGAUGUCCAAGUUCACCACGCCCCGUCUCUUCGUGCCCUCUGCUGACCAGUUCGUGCGGGCGCAGCUCAAGACAGUCGGCCUUGAGACGGAGACCUUUGGUUGCAUGUCCCACAAGAUACAGGGCAUGGCCGCCGGCCUGGCGAACCGCCACCUGCCCGAGUCAGUCAUGAGCAAGUACUAUUUCGACCGCAUGCUGGGAGUGCGCGCGCGCGCCAUCAAGCGGAAGGCGCGGAAGCAGGAGUGAGCCGGCGUCCAUUAGGUGGAAAUGACGUCCUCUGUGUGUGCGAGCACAGGUACAGGCCGUCCGUAGGGUGCGCUCUCGAGGGAAGUGUUACGGGCUGGGUCCAAGUUGCUUAUUGUCUGUGGCGUUUUUGUGGAUUUAUUCGUAGAAAUGAACUGCGUGUUUCAACCUAGAUUCGAAAACCGGACCAAGAAAUUGCGGCGAAUGUUUUGCUUGUUUAUGGAUUCUGCAUUAUGUCCGACUCACGCUACCACGUGUGUCAGACAUUCUGUGGCGGAUCUCAUCAUGUUAUUAUGUCACGCGUAAUACUCAAGAAGUAAAUCAAGGUCAUUGCUGCAGAUUUUGUGAGAAAAUGCUUACGUGUAAGCAGGGUGUGGCUCCCACUCAGCUGGGAUGAGAGCUCCAGCCUCCUAAACUUGGGGUAGGGAUUGGGUGAAAUCCGGGAGAAGCAAGCUUUAAUCUGCUAUUUUGGUAGUAGUUUUGGUCAUUUUUCACCGCUUAAUCCCCAAACCAUUCGUCUAAACCACACCUCUGAGUGCAAGCAUGUGUUUAGCUUGUGUAUAUGUUUGUUGGUGUUAUCACCUUCUCGUUCGGUACCGGGACCUACUUAUUCGAGGGUUAUGUUUAUGACGAUGUACGUUUUGCGCACUGCCGGCCCGGAACACCAUCAGCAGACGUCCGAGCGCGGAGAGGGUGGCCUGUUUCACGCUGUAGUUGAAGUGCAGCUCUGACUGGGAUAGCGCGCGGCGCCCGAGCUCGCUGCGAGAUGGCCGGGCCGCCGGGCAGCAGCUCAGCAGCGGAGGACGCUCCAGAGUGGACGGGGUCCGUGCUCCACCCCGGCCGGCACACGCAGGCUCAAGUGGUGUCGCGCGCCUGGCUCGGAAUCCGGCAUUGAAGGCACCGGCCGAGACGUCCACGGCUUGGCGAGGGCUCCGCCGGCGGAGCGUGUGCUGGCCGGACGCCGCGCCGCGGGAACUGUG